This is a messenger RNA of Candida dubliniensis CD36, 2529 nucleotides long. It is a transcript of the gene NAB3, whose product is annotated as Nab3p. The record is from RefSeq and is a predicted model, not a curated record. The coding region runs from base 1 to 2529 and encodes 842 amino acids. NCBI's taxonomy places the organism in Eukaryota, Fungi, Ascomycota, Pichiomycetes, Serinales, Debaryomycetaceae. Gene Ontology annotation, molecular function: RNA binding. The transcript has a single exon.
AUGGAAGUAAAUCCAGUUAAUCUACAUAAAGAGGAAACAGAAGAAAAGAAAGACGUGCUGCAACAAGAUUCUGGAGCCGCUGAAACUUUAACCACAGCUUCGGAUGAAAAACAUGCAGUUGAGGCUGGCGAUGAAGUUAGCCGAGAACAAGAUGUUGAUGACGAUGAAAAUGACAAGGAUAGUCAACCAGACGACGAACAGAAUCAAGAGGAGACCACUAUUGAUCAUGCACUUCCAGCCGAUAGUGCUACUACCACUGAACAGGACGGUGAAAAUAGGACAGAACCGGAAGAAGUAAAAGAACCAGUAGAAAGCAAUGAAACCGAGCAAGUUACCGCGACAGAUGAGCCUGAUGUCCAGAAAUCUACCAAUGAAAUUGUGAGAGAGCUAUUUGCAGAUGCAACUCCAACAACCGAGAAUAAACUGUCAAGUCCUGGUGAUAACCUUGAAAGCGAAGACUAUGACCCAGAAAGUGCUUUUGCUGACAAUAACGUUGAGAAAGACUCUAUAUCUAAUGAUUAUUCUGAAAAUCAAGAAAACAAAGACAAUUCUGAUUAUGAACCUGAAUUUAAAGAAGAAGAAGAAGAAGCAGAAGAAGCAGAACGUAAAUCACCAGUUGCCACCGGCUUUUCUUCGAAAAAACCUCACGGACUAGCAGGAUUACCCCCGAAACCACCAGUAAAUGCUACAGUGAAACCAUCUACAGCAGCCAUUACAGAAGAAAGUAGCUCUCAACAAAGAUUGAAGGAUGCAUAUGACGCUAUUAUAAAUAGCCCUAUUGGCAGAGACCCUGAAUUUUUAAGGUUACCUGCAGAAGAACAAGUAGACGCAAUUAAAGAUCAGUUACAGAAACUUGGGAUUGACCUAUCUUCUGGAAGCCACCCUAUCAAUUUUGAUCAAGUAUAUUCUUACAAUAAGCCAUUUAAAAACUUGAAGGACCCAAUUCCUUUAGUUCCUAUUGGCGAAUUCUGUCGUAGACCGAAUAUUACUGCUGCUAUGACUCCUGAAGAAGAACAGGAAUAUGCAGAAUUUAUUGAAAGAGAGAAUUAUUAUUUGAAUUUACAAAACUGGGACGAAUUCCCUGAUAAGCUGAGACUAUUUAUUGGUAAUUUACCAGCAAAUACCAUUUCCAAACAAGAUUUGUUCAGAAUUUUUUCUAAAUACGGUGAGGUUAUUCAGAUUGCAAUCAAAGCAGGGUAUGGUUUUGCACAAUUCAGGACCGGAGAAGCAUGUUUGGAGUGUAUUAAAGGUGAAACCGAUAUACCAUUACAUAACAAGAUCUUGCGAUUGGAUGCUUCAAGACCACAGAAGUCAAGACGUCCCGGGCAUCCUGAAAUUAAUAAUCCAAACAUGAGUGGACGCGGCAGGGAAAGAGUUAGAGACGAAAGUGAAGAUCAAGAUCAACAACCUAGUCAUAAAAAGAGAAAAGGGAGUAUUGAUUGUCAGGUUUAUGUUACUGGGAAAUCAUCUGUUUUUUUCAUACGAAAGGUUAAAAAAGCUUUUGCAAUGUCACAAGUUACCAUAGAUGUUGAAGAUGUAACUCAGAGAAAUAUAAGCGAGGUUUUGAGUGAAGCAGCGUAUUCAGGUGUAUUGGCUGCCUGCGUGAUCAAAGAACAGAAAGUCGAUAUCCAAACGUUUGAAAAUACACCAGAUGGAGGAAUCAAAUUUGAUGAAUAUGCUGAUGUGGAACCUGAAGAAGGUGCAGAAAUAGUUUUAAAGGCCAAGGUUAAAAAAUAUGGUGACAGAUUACCGGCUUAUGUUCCUCAAGAUACUAGCUACCAUGAUAAUUCUAGAAGUCAUACCGCUGGCCCUGCUCAUAGUAGUGGUCCUCGUAGAGGAGGUGAGCGUAAUAGAGGAUCUAGAAGAGGUGAUAGACAUGGUGGUAGACGUGGUGGAUAUGGUGCACAUAAUAACGAUUAUGGCCAUGGACGUGGUCGAGGUUCUAAUUAUGACUCUUGGAACCAACAACCUUAUGGGUCCGUGCCACCACCCCCUCAACAACAACCUUAUGGCUCGGUACCGCCACCACCAUCGUCAUCGUCAUCACGACAACCACAUUCUUAUGGUCAACCAUAUUAUGGGAACCAGCAACCUUCCUAUGGUUCGCCUGUGCAACAACCGGCUAUCAAUCAGUGGAAUUCUCCUGUUCAACCUCCACAAAACCCAGCCAACAAUUUAUUACAAGGACUCAACGCGGCACAAAUUCAAAGUAUGAUUCAGUUGCUUCAAUCUCAGCAACAAGGGGCACCUCCACCACAAGGAAAUUACGGACAGCCUUCUAGACCUGGCCCUGCACCAAAUACUUAUGGAGGAAUGGGGUACAAUAAUAAUUAUGGAUCAAAUGCCCCAUCAUUGGCUCCACAACCUCAAGGACCAAACGACAAUACCGCUAAUCAAGUUCAAGCAUUGCUUGCCCAGUUGCAACAAUCAAACCAACAAGGUAAUGCUUAUGGGCAAAACUCAUCUCAAAAUCAACAGGGCCAAGGUAGUUCUUUUUAUGAUACCUUGUCCAGGUUGGCCAAACAAUAG